This is a messenger RNA of Sciurus carolinensis (gray squirrel), 2495 nucleotides long. RefSeq names its product cadherin related family member 4 (gene Cdhr4). The record is from RefSeq and is a predicted model, not a curated record. Gene Ontology annotation, molecular function: calcium ion binding; cadherin binding. NCBI's taxonomy places the organism in Eukaryota, Metazoa, Chordata, Mammalia, Rodentia, Sciuridae. Gene Ontology annotation, biological process: homophilic cell-cell adhesion. Bases 12 to 2366 code for a protein of 784 amino acids. Gene Ontology annotation, cellular component: catenin complex; plasma membrane. The transcript has 18 exons.
CCUGCCCAACUAUGUUUGAGCAACUGACCUGGCAACGGGGUGGACCUGACAAACAGCCUCCUUUACUGUCUCUUCAGGCCACCAUGGUGCUGCUCAGGUUCCUGAUGCUUCUUUUUGCUCUGAUUGUCUCUGACCUCCACAGUCUACCCUGGUUCAUAAAUGUCUCCGAACGCGAGGGCCCUGGCACCAUCCUUCAGUCUUUCUCGUUCAACUGCUCCUCCCACAUGCCCACCCUGGAAUUGGUCAAUGUGCAACCACCUACCACCUUCUUCAACCCACCCAGCCUGACUAGGUGGCAGGGGAUCUAUGUGGGAAAGGUGACCUUGAGCAGCUCAGCUCGGCUGGAUGCCCUGGCAGUAAACCACUAUGAGCUGCAGCUGCGGUACACAUGUGGCAACCUUGUGAUGGAGGGACCACUCUUUGUGGAUGUGCAGCGGGCCUCUGGCCAUGUCCAGUGUGUUGGUCAAUUUGUUAGCCCAGGUGGGGAAAUCAUCCAGGUGCCAGAGACAGUCAAACCUGGGGCCCAGUUAUACACGCUGCUGCUCCCAGGCCUAGAAGUCCAGGGAACUCAGAUAAACAUUAUCAGUGCCCAGGAUCCUCCAUACUUCCCUGGACCUUUCUCCAUCAGUGAGCAGGGUUGUCUGCAGGCACCAUCUCAGGGUCUCAAAGGCCACGCUCAGAAGAUCUUUCGGCUGCAGAUCUCAGUGUUUUUUGGACAAGGCCAAAGCUGCCAAGGGAUGCUGAUGGUGAAGGUUUUGCCUGUUCCCUCCAGCCAGGUCUCUUUCCUACAGAAGACCCAGAGUAUCACCAUUCCUGAGGACAAAGUUCCUGGAAGCAAGGUGGUUCAAGUCCAGGCUAGGGGCUUCGACUUACGCUAUGAAAUCUUCUCUCCAAUGCCCAGCCCACUCUACUCCAUUGGAAGCGCGGAUGGGGUGGUCCGAACCACCGUGCCCCUAGAAUUGGCUCACGCCCGAGGUGCAGCAGUCACGAAGCUGCAAGUGAAGGCCUUCGAGCGGCUUCGGCCAUGGGCCAGUGCGGAGCUGGAUCUCACUGUGAACGUGCUCUCUGUCAAUCGCUGGCCCCCACACUGCAUUCCAGCUCUUCUGGUGACUCAAAUCCCAGAGACCUCACCUGUGGGCACCGUGCUGAACACACUCACUUGCACUGACCCAGACUCUACUGGUGCCACCCUGGACUACCAGCUGUGGCUCCACAGCCCUCCUGACCUUGCCAGUCUCUGCCUUCGUGACAGGGUCCUUGAGGUGAAUGCUACGUUGGACUGUGAUACUCCUGGGGCCUGCUUCCAGCAUGCAGCCUCCAUCCUGGUGCUUGAUCACGGUCAACCCCAGAUGACCACUGAGGUGCCAGUACUGGUGAUGGUGACACCUGUCAAUGAGUUCACUCCAGCCUGUGCCCCACACACAUUCUGGGUUCGGGAAGAUGCAGGGCCCCACACUCUGCUGGGCACUGUGUUGGGCACGGAUAUGGAUUACCCACGCAACAGCAUUGAGUACUACACAACUGGUGGACCUUCUAUCUUUGCUGUGGACCAUCUCAGUGGAGAGAUUCAUCUCCUGGGGACUUUGGAUUAUGAGCAGCAGAGGUUGUACAGGCUCAUUGUCCUGCUGAUUGACCAUGGCCAAGACUGGGACCCCACCUACCACCGCUCAGGUUCCUGUACCAUUACCAUUGAGGUUGAGGAUGUGAAUGACCAUCCCCCUGAGUGUGAGCCCCCAUUUCAGGAACUUACAAUCUAUACUACUCUGGGCCAUAGUGUGGAGGUGACCAAAGUGUCAUGCUGGAUCCCCCAGGAGCCACAGCGCCUGACUUUCUCCUACAGCAUCAUGGGAGAAAAUAGCAAGAACCAGUUCAGAAUGCAAGAGGCCAUCCUGGUGCACAAUUACUCUUUGUUGGAGCCUCCUUGGCCAGAACAGUCUUGUACCUAUGAGCUACUGAUCCAUGUGGCUGAUGCAGGUCCCUUCAUCCCCCACCUCAGCACCACAGCCACCAUCAUUGUGCAUCUAGUUCCCUGGAGGGCCAGCACGGUGGCCACCAGCACCCAAAGAACCACAGUACCCUCAGUGAUGACAUCCCUGCUUGUAACAAACACAGAGACUUUCUGGCACCCGGAACCCUGGUUUGUGGUGGUGCUGACAGCAACUGGUGCCCUUCUGCUCUUGGCUCUAGGAUGGCUGGUUAGCAAGCUCCUUCAGAGGUUCACCCAGGUACUUAAGGCUCCAAGCAAACCAGCCCAGGCUCUGAUGCUAAACAGCAUCCAGGGGAAUGAAGGAUCCAUUGAGGGAUUCAUGGAUGCACAAAGGAUGGAGAUGUCCCGGGCACCCAGCAGUGUCAUGAAUCUGGUAUAGGCCGAGAUUACCUGUUCAACGUGAGUUCAAGAGCCCAGCGCUGGCUCUGAGGUCAAGCAUCUACUUCACUGUGUGGAAUUUCUUCGUCACAUGAUCAUGUUCUGUGAUUUCAAGUUGAUUCAAAAAUAA